This is a messenger RNA of Giardia duodenalis, 372 nucleotides long. RefSeq lists its product as uncharacterized. NCBI's taxonomy places the organism in Eukaryota, Fornicata, Diplomonadida, Hexamitidae. Bases 1 to 372 code for a protein of 123 amino acids. The record is from RefSeq and is a predicted model, not a curated record. The transcript has a single exon.
AUGAAACAUGCAGGACAAAAACUUGUGCCGUCAGGAAGAUCUGGGGGAUUUGCCGUGGAAUAUCCGUUUCCCAUUGAUCCUACACAAGAACAAUACAGGGAGCUUCACGAUAAAGACGGUGGAAGACACUUUAUAUCUAAGAGGGCCUACCUCCAGAGCCCAUACUUUAAAAGGGUUGACCAGGAAGGCCCCAUAAAGCUCGACAUUUCUUCUGAUGUGAUGGGAGUGGUGAUACAUUAUCUUUACUAUAAGCUUCGGUAUGGGGCACAAGUGGCCAAGAAUAAGACCACCGCCGACAUCCCCGUUUUUGCCCCGAUACCUGUACGCCUAGCAGCGGAGGUGGCCGACGCCGCAUCCCUUCUAGAGCUUUAG